ACACCUCUUUAGUCCUCAUCCGACCGUCAGUCCGUGCUCACGCGUGAGUAUGCGUCGCGACCGAAUGUGUGAUCUUGUGUGAAAAGUCAGUGUCUCAGCACGAGAGUCAUUUCACAGGCACCUAAACUACCCCUUCGCCGGUUUGGGUGGUGGGUGGCCAGUCAGGACUAAUAUCAAUAGAUUUUGUGCGUCAAGAAAAAAAAAACAACUCCAGGAGCAAGAUUGAGAUAGUGCGAAUUUUCACGAAAACGGGAAAUUGUGUUAAUUGCUAUUCGAAUUUAUAUGUGAUGUAUAUUUACGGAUGAGAAUAUCCUUAAAAAAAAAGGUUCUGCCAGUUCUGCGUUCUCUGUGGCGUGUGUUCUCUGUUGAAAAAAAAAAUAUACCACACACCAAAAGCAGUGAAGUAACACAAUUUUCUCUCAUUUGUGGAAAGUGAAGUUGCUUUUUGCGGGAAAUUUAUGUCAAAGACUGCCCACUUAAUUUCCAUUAUCUGCCCAGUGUUUGUCUGCUCUCAUUCUAGUCACAUAUUACCAAUAUCCGUGGAGUAGUGGAAAAAUUGGAUUGAAUUACAAUUAAAAUGUGGCGAAAUUAAUGCACAAGCUCGUUGUAAAUUGAAGUGAGUGAAAAUUUAUUUAUUGUGGCCAAACUGAUAAUGCUAAUCUGCUUCAGUGGGCAAGUACUGAAUCCAAGUUAUAAUGAAACAUUAUACGAACACACAGUGGAAUAAUCACAAUAAUUUCAAUAUUGUGCACGCGAAAAAUUCAAUUAAACACGAAUUUAUCACGUGGCUGGAAUAAUUGGAAAUAGGAGGACCCAUCAGGAGAGUUCAGGAGUGUGAGAACGUGAUUUUUUUUAUCCAGCAAGAGUGUAAUCGCGUUAGGAAUAAAAUAAAAUAAUAUUAUAGCGAACCAGAAAAUACCCGUCGAGUGAAAUUCAACUGAUAAAUCAAAAAUCACGACACAUUGUAAUUAAAAAUGAAAAUCACCUCUUCACGGAUUGCGCGCUUUGUCCUCUACCAAAUUGCCGUGCUGGGAGCCUACGUGGUGCUGGCCCAUGGAAAGCAUCCCCCGGAGAAGGAGAGACACGGAACUGAACCCGAGUCAAAUACUAAAGUUCGAACGUUGGAUAUCGAAGCCGUGGAGGGUCGCAGUGUAUCUUUGCCCUGUCCGCUGUCGGCCCCAUUAGACGACGUUAAUAUGGUGUUAUGGUUCCGAGACAAUGCCGGCAUCCCAUUAUACAGUUUCGAUUUUCGCAGUAAAUCACUGUCACACGUGAGACACUGGUCAGCACCUGAAGUCUUUGGGUCUCGUGCAAUGUUUAAUGUGAAAUCAUCGCCAGCAUCGUUGGACAUUAAGGAUAUCAAGCGACACGAUCAGGGAGUGUAUAGAUGCCGUAUUGAUUUUCGAACGAGCCAGACCCAGAGCUUUCGACAUAAUCUAUCAGUCAUAAUCCUGCCAGAGCAUCCCAUUGUCCUGGAUCGCUGGGGACGUCAACUUAAUGGAACUAUCCUGGGUCCUAAGCAAGAAGGGGAUGACAUCAUGAUAUCAUGUCGUGUAGUUGGGGGUCGACCACAGCCUGAGGUACGAUGGCUAGUAAAUGGACUUUUGGUGGAUGAUCAAUACGAACAGAACUCAGGUGAUGUUAUUGAAAAUCGUCUGAUGUGGCCAGCAAUUCAGAGAACCGAUCUCAAUUCCGUAUUCACGUGUCAAGCAACCAAUACAUUAUUGGCUGAACCUAAAGAGAGCAGCUAUGUUCUGGACAUCUAUCUGAAACCUCUUGACGUGAAAAUAAAAGAACCUUCUGGACCGUUGGUGGCUGAUCGGAGGUACGAGAUGACCUGCGUGAGCACAGGGUCUCGUCCUAAUGCAAUCAUUACGUGGUACAAGGGGAAACGGCCAUUGCGAAGGACACGGGAUGACGUUUUGAAUAAUACCACCCGUUCGGAAUUAAUUUUCGUGCCAUCAACUGAGGACGAUGGAAAAUCCAUAACGUGCCGAGCAGAAAAUCCCAAUGUAAAUGGAUUGUUUCUGGAAACUUCACUAAAAUUGGAUGUUGUUUAUCCGCCAAUGGUGAAUCUAAGAUUGGGUUCAACACUGUCAGCAGAUGACAUCAAGGAGGGUGACGACGUUUACUUUGAGUGUCACGUUCAGGCCAAUCCUCCAUGGCGAAAAUUACUGUGGUUACACGAUGGUGUUUACUUGGCCCACAACACCACAGCCCGCGUGAUAAGGUCAAAUCAAAGCCUCGUCUUGCAGAAAGUGACGAGAUUCUCGGCCGGAAACUACGCCUGCAGUGCUAUCAACCAAGAGGGUGAGACAGUGAGCAACCAACUUCCCCUCAGAGUUAAAUAUACACCAAUUUGUGCGACAGACAAAAUUCUCAUUGUUGGUGCUGGUAAAGAUGAGAAUGUGGAGAUUGUUUGCGAUAUUCAUGCUGAUCCACCAGCCAGAACAUUUCGAUGGAAGUUCAACAAUUCUGGAGAAACACUGGACGUGGGUUCUGCACGAUACAGCAGCAUUAAUGGGACGCGUAGCGUUCUGCACUAUACACCUGUUACGGAUCAGGAUUUUGGAACAUUGUCCUGCUGGGGGAUCAGCGAAAUCGGUCCACAGGCUCAGCCAUGCAUGUUCCAAGUUGUACUAGCAGGAUUCCCAUCUGCAGUGAGCAACUGUACAUUGUACAAUCAGACGCAAAUGUCUACGGAGAUACAGUGCAUUGCCGGAUAUGACGGCGGUUUGCCGCAAGUGUUUGUACUCGAGUUGUAUUCACAGAGAACGGGUCGCACGAGAUUAAACUUCACCAACUCAGAGGAGCCCUACUUUAUUCUGGAUUCAUUGGAUACACUGUCGUCGCUGAUGACAGCGGAGAAUGAGACACUAGCAGCCAGGGUGUUUGCCGUCAAUCAGAAAGGUCGAAGUCAAGGUGCUGCCGUGCCCAAACUACAAAUCGGCAAUCGUGUGAAACAGACAGAACACCAAAAUCCCCUUCAGAUGUCACCAGUUUUAAUUGGUGCCGUGAUAACUGUGAUCAUCAUCUGUGUGGCAAUUAUCUUGCGGAUAUGCUAUGUGGUUUGUGUGCGGAGCAGACGCACCCCGAAGACAUCCCAGCCUCCAUCCUCAGGAGCCAACUUUGUGUUCAGUGGAGGCGGUGGAGCCGCCAAAUUGGAGAAGGGCGGCGGCAGCCAAAAGCCACGGUGGCAGCAUACAGAUGUUAAAUCAAAAGCAUCCUCGACGAUGGAUACCUCUGCUGGUACCAUCAUGAGUGAGGAUGAGAAGGAUCCAGAUGUGAUACCGCAGUACGUGGCAGAUCAUCCGCACAACCAGUACCAUCAUCAUCAACCGACGUUUGAACAGCCGACGCAAGGAUGGGCGCAGCAGAGUGUGAAUGUACUGAAAAGUGAAACCCUGAUGAAUGGAGACUGUCGAGCGUCGCAGGUGCCAUCGGGAGCAACAGGAGACUUGGAUAUCAACAUCACGGCCAUACGGGAUAGGUUGAUGACGACGAGGGUGCCAGAGAGCUGUGUCUGAAACAUCAUAUUCGCCACUGCACUGUACAUAUCACACUAUCGCAUUAGACGUACUUUUGAAGCAUCAGUUAAAAUUAAGACGAAAUUGACAGACUCUAUUUAUACGUGUAUAUUGAUGGCACAUAUUGCCAUAUUCUAUCUGUGGGGUGUAGUGUAAAUAAAUAAAGAAAUGAAAAC
This is a messenger RNA of Phlebotomus papatasi, 3703 nucleotides long. It is a transcript of the gene side-II, whose product is annotated as neural cell adhesion molecule 2. The transcript is spliced from 22 exons. The record is from RefSeq and is a predicted model, not a curated record. Bases 975 to 3527 code for a protein of 850 amino acids. Lineage: Eukaryota; Metazoa; Arthropoda; Insecta; Diptera; Psychodidae.